UCACUGCGGAGCGCCCGGUACGAUCCGUUGGCGGCGAAUUCAAACGGUCGGCUCUGUGCCUCUGUUCCUGAAGAAAAGUCGGAGUACUUGGGUUAUAUUUCCCUGCCUCAGCUGGCGGCUGCGUCUGUGUAGUGCGGAGGUACCUCGGAAGCUGAGGCAGCUGGUACCUGAGGGGAAAAAUGGCGCUCUCGACUAUAGUCCCCCAAAGGAAGAAGAUAAAGCGAAAGGCUCCUCGCGGGUUUCUAAAACGCGCCAUGAAGCGACAGAAGCCUCACCUGCGUUUGGAGACUAAUGGCGACUUAUUGGUUCAUCUGAACUGUUUACUGUUUGUUCAUCGAUUAGCAGAAGAGUCCAGGAUAAAUGCUUGUGAGAGUAAGUGUGGAACAAUUAAAAAGGAGCAUGUCUUGGCUGCAGCAAAGGUAAUUCUAAAGAAGAGCAGAGGUUAGAAGUCAAAGAACACAUUCUUGAAAACUAUGUAUUAUUUUAGGUGGUAACAGGAGGUGAAAGCACUUUUUAUAUAUUUAUUGAUUUUGUGGAUUAUUAAAAUACUGGCUAGUUGAAGAAUUUGUGUGUAUAUUUUUUACUGGUAUUGAAAUAUCUCAAGUAAAUGCUUGAAAUUAUUUAAACAUUUUGAGGUGUAUUAUGUUUUAUUAUUUUAAGUGGCCUUUUUCAUUUUUGUUUCCAUUUUGUUGCUA
Molecule: messenger RNA, 695 nt
Organism: Trichechus manatus latirostris (Florida manatee)
Lineage: Eukaryota; Metazoa; Chordata; Mammalia; Sirenia; Trichechidae
Gene: CENPW
Product: centromere protein W
Exons: 3
Coding region: 180-446 (88 amino acids)
Biological process (GO): kinetochore assembly; mitotic cell cycle; chromosome segregation
Cellular component (GO): kinetochore; nucleoplasm
Molecular function (GO): DNA binding; protein heterodimerization activity
Source: RefSeq, a predicted model, not a curated record